AUGAUGAUGAUGAUGAUGUUGGUUUUUUUUUUUUUUUUUUUUUUUGUGUCUGGCUCUGGCUCUGGUGUGGCGUGGCAUGGCAUGGCAUGGCGUGGUCUGGUCUGGUCUGGUCUGGUCUGCGCCAUGCUGUACUUGACAGUGACCGAACUGAAUUGA
Messenger RNA from Aspergillus clavatus NRRL 1, 156 nucleotides. RefSeq lists its product as uncharacterized. Bases 1 to 156 code for a protein of 51 amino acids. The record is from RefSeq and is a predicted model, not a curated record. Lineage: Eukaryota; Fungi; Ascomycota; Eurotiomycetes; Eurotiales; Aspergillaceae. The transcript has 2 exons.